AUGAACUUUGUUGAUCAAAUGCUAAGCAAUGAAAAUAAGAAAGAACCAGAAUACUAUCUCACGUUGGGAUGUGAUAGGGCCAGUACGAUCGAUCAAAUCACUGCUGAAUAUCGUGCUCGUGUGAAAUCUCUUCAUCCAGACAAGUUGCUUGACGAAAAUGAUGAGCAGAAGAGAAAUGAAUAUAUACGCUUGCAGUCAGCUUAUGCGACUUUGUCGGAUCCAGAGCAGCGUGGUUGCUACGAUGCAUGGUUGGAUUGCCUGCUUCCACUGACUUACGAAGAGUUCAAGCGAAAUAAAGAUGCCGUCAAAGUUUCUAUGCAUUGGAUCACACCUAAACAAACCCCCAUGAUAUCUCCGCCUGAGCCUGCAAAAGCACCGGAAUGCAAUGAGCCGGCAACGAAGAGUUCAGCAAGAUGGGAGACUGGCAGAUACGAGUCUGAAGCUGUUAGGAAAUUUCGGAACUAUGAACUAUAA
Messenger RNA from Necator americanus (New World hookworm), 474 nucleotides. RefSeq lists its product as uncharacterized. The coding region runs from base 1 to 474 and encodes 157 amino acids. The record is from RefSeq and is a predicted model, not a curated record. The transcript is spliced from 4 exons. Gene Ontology annotation, cellular component: cytoplasm. Lineage: Eukaryota; Metazoa; Nematoda; Chromadorea; Rhabditida; Ancylostomatidae.